This is a messenger RNA of Dermochelys coriacea (leatherback sea turtle), 3933 nucleotides long. It is a transcript of the gene PYGO2, whose product is annotated as pygopus family PHD finger 2. The record is from RefSeq and is a predicted model, not a curated record. Lineage: Eukaryota; Metazoa; Chordata; Testudines; Dermochelyidae. Gene Ontology annotation, biological process: kidney development; spermatid nucleus differentiation.
UGCGUGCGGGCUGGAGCCAUGGCGCAGCCCGGGCCCCCCGGCUCUGAGCCCCGGGCCCCCCAUGGCGGCUCCGCACCCCGAGAAGCUGGAGGGAGGAGUCCCGGCCCCGCCGCCCCCGCCGGGGCCCCCCAACCCACCGGGCAGUGGCCCCCCGGCGGGCCCGGCAGGAAGCAGGGGAAGGGGGGUCUGCAAAUGAAGAGCCCUGAAAAGAAACGUCGCAAAUCCAACACUCAGGGCCCUGCCUAUUCCCAUCUCUCGGAGUUCGCCCCGCCCCCAACUCCAAUGGUCGACCACUUGGUGGCCUCCAACCCCUUUGAAGAUGACUUUGGAGCAUCUAAAUUGGGGGCCUCGUCUACUCCAUUCCUCGGCAACCCUGUGCCCUUUGGGAACUUCCGCAUGCAGGGGGGCAUGACAUCCCAGGUGCCACCAGGCUAUGGAGGGGGCCCCCAGGCCAUGCGGAGGCAGCCUCCGCCCUUUGCCCCGAGCCAGAUGGGCCCAGCCUUCAGCAUGCCCCCCCAGAACCCCAACUACGUGCAGCCUGGUGGCAUGAGCUUUCCCAGCCAGCCCUUCAACCAGCCUCUUGGACAGAGCUUCAGCCCCCCCGCAGGGCAGCUCAUGCAGGGGCCAGUCGGGGGCUUUGGGCCCAUGAUCUCCCCCACCAUGGGGCAACCUCCCCGGGGAGACAUGGCACCAGGGCCUGCCCUGAAUCCCCCUGCCGGCCCCCCCAUGGCCCAGAGAUUCAGUCAGCCCGCCAAUCUCUUUGGACAGUCUCCCAUGCAGCGGCCCAGCCAGAACUUGCCCCCAAACACCAGCCCCUUCACUGGGGCUGACCCUGGCUUCCCGGCUGGAGGGGACGAUGGGGGGAAGAACCUCAACCCUCCCAGCACCUUCAGUCAAGACCUGCACUCGGGCUCGCCAGCCGCGGUGAACGGGGCCCAGCCGAGCUUCACCCCCAGCAGCGCCAGCCGGAGCAGCAGCACCCCCGAAGCUAACAGCCUACCGCCCUCCGGCAAGGCGCCUGGCAACUCUGGGCACCAGCCACCGCCGGGCCUGGUGUACCCUUGCGGGGCCUGCCGCAGUGAGGUGAACGAUGACCAGGACGCCAUCCUGUGCGAGGCCUCCUGCCAGAAGUGGUUCCACCGGGAGUGCACAGGCAUGACGGAGAACGCCUAUGGGCUGCUCACCACCGAGGCCUCUGCCGUCUGGGCCUGCGACUACUGCCUGAAGACCAAGGAGAUUCAGUCAGUGUACGUCCGGGAGGGCAUGGGGCAGCUGGUGGCGGCCAAUGAGGGCUGAGCGGGCACCGGGCCCAGCUAGGGAGGGGCCGUGCUACCUGCACCUUGUACAGGUCCCUGUUUGGUUUUUGGGCCACUCCCUCCCCCCCCCCCCCUUUUGUAGCCACCCCUCUCCCUGCGUGCAAGAGACGAUGUUGAGUGGUGUCUGGCUUUGGUAACGUUUCCUCUCUGUUCUUGCUCGUCUCUGUGGCUGGGCCUGGUGCAGCUCAUGCCCCUUUAAAAUACCCAGAGCGUCCAUCGGAGGGAGAGGCAAGACCAGUUCCUGCCUCCCCUCCCCACCUAACCCCACGCUUGCCAGCCCAGAGUGUGAAGUCCGGAAUGGGGCUCUGAGGUCUCUGUUACUGGCCGAGCUGAGCAGCCAAUGGUGCCAGAAUUUCUGUCUGGGGGCAGAGUAAACGACUGUCCCACAGAGAGCCCUGGGCAGGGGGCGUCCUGCAAAUGCUGAUGCUUGGAGCAGUCUCUAUGGGGUAGAAGCGGGGCGGAGCUGGCAGGGGUUGUGUCCUGGUGGUGGGGGAGCUGUGGUGUGACCACUAGAGCUGGGAGCUCAGCCCAGAGCAGCAUUGCAGAUCCCCUGCCCCUGGGAACCAGGGCUGGGAACAGCCAGGGCUCAGUCUCCUAGUAGGGGCUUGUAGCAGAACCAGCACACUGAGCCCUUUGCACUGGGGGGGAGGGGUGUCUGUCCCACCCCAUAGCUGCCGCUUCCCAAGCCGCACUCGGCUCUGUGCUGUUGCCGGAGGGGAGGGCUGUGGGUCUGCGGCACAGGGUGUGUGCUGCCAGCGUGCGUCUGAGCUGCGGGAAGGCAGCUUUCGCUCCUUUCCCCAGGCCGCGUCCGGUGCCCUGCACGCGUGCUUGCGCCUAGCCGGGAUUCCACACGUGUCCUGAGUAUCUAUAAUGCAGGCCCCUUGGAGCGCAGCCCAGCCUGCUCUGCCUGGCUGGGCUGAGCCGGGCCUGCUGCAGGCGCGAGGUGGCUUCUCCUGGUCACUGAUUGCUCUUGAAUAGCAUCUGCGACGAGACCGCCCCCCCAAGCCCCAGUGCUCUCGGCGCCCUGCCCUCCUGGGAGGCACAGCUCUGUGGGUUUCUGUAAAGCUCCAGCCCUGGAGCCAGAUUAGGUGAGACCCAGCUUUCGUUACGAGUCACCUUCCCGCCCGAGGGGCUGCUGAGAGCAGCUGGGAGACGUGGGCCAAGAGGCUCCACAGCCAGCGUUCGAUGUCCUCGCGCUUUGGGCUGCUCCAUUUCAUCAUUGGUUGGAUGGUGCCUAUUGCCUCCUGGGUGCCCAUGAAAGCCAGUGGGCGGUUACACAGCGUGCUCCUUUCUACUGUGAGUUAUGUCACACGCGGCAGGCUAUGGGGCCGCGAGGUGCAGCAGGUCCUGCUGUGCCCGGAGCGUGGGGGGCGCACAGGUUGGAAAUGCACAUGUUGUGAGCAGGCCACCUCUGGCAAAGUAGGACCCAGGCCCGUGGAAGCAGCUUCUGAACGGCAUGGCAAUGUCAGCUCAGUCUGUCCGAGAGUCCCUCGUGUCCCCCCUUCUCACACACAGGGCUAGGGCUCAGUGCAGACAAUAGGCAGCAGUGGGUGUGAAGGUGGUUUCCUGGGGUUGCCAGCAGCCCAGGACAGAGGUGCCUCCCUUCCCUCUAUACGAGGGAUGUAGCCUGUUGCAGGGCUUGUCUCCCUGGCUCCCAACCUACCGUGCUGCUCCCCGGGCAGCUCCGAUCACCAGCCCUCGGCUGCCUGGCCAGUCACUGUCAUUGUAGGUCCUGUGGGGGCUCAGGCAGGCAGCGGCUGCACUCGGUCGUGUUUGUGAGGUUCUCUCGGCUCCCACAAUUUUAACUCAAAGCGGGGAUUCUGGAACAGACUCCCAGAUUCAGGGCCCUGUGCUUGCUUCUGGUGUCAGCAAGAGCUGCAGAGCCCCCGGGGCUGAGCGCACGGCUUAGCCGGUGCAUGCGAUGCAGGGGGCAGCUUGCUUCCCACCAGUGGUGCAGGGUGAGAUUAGCAAGCCAGGAGUAGGAGUGUAACUGUCUGGAACCAGUUACAGCAGAGAGAGACUCUUGUGGGGAGCGGGGAACCCAUCGGCCUGGCCUGGUAGAUGGGAUGGGAUCUUCCUGCUCCAAAUGGCUGAAGGGGGUGGGCAGGCUGGUGGUGGGGGCCUGUCAUGAGCUGUGGGUGGGGAAUGGGCAGGGUGAGUGGUCUGAGCUGAGAACAGAAGCACUGGGAACAGCGUGGCGCAUGGCACAGGGGCUGUGUUGGUAGGCGCACACUUUACCCAGCUGCGUACACCAUUGCCCAGAUGCAGGACUGCUAGCUGGCUAACAGCUGCUCGUAUUUAGCCAUGGGCCAUCCCAACCCUUGCUGGGCACCCUGGACAGGGCUGCAGCUGGCCUGUGUGCUGUGUGAGGGGCUUGGAGCUGGCUGGGCCCUGCUGCUCUUGGGUGUGUUGGGGGAAUCUCCUGGGUUUGUUAAUUUUUUGCUGUUUUGAUGACUUGUUCCCUUUUGUAAAGUGAUUGCUGGUGUGGUUUGUAAUCGUUUUUAACCUCCCAGAGCUUUCUGCAGGACCGGGGGCACAGUCUUGCCCCGUUUUAACUGUCUGAGCAUUAAAGGAAAACUUUUUGUAUUGUCCAGCUAUAAAACUAUUUGAAAUCAGA